Molecule: messenger RNA, 1283 nt
Organism: Cucurbita moschata (crookneck pumpkin)
Lineage: Eukaryota; Viridiplantae; Streptophyta; Magnoliopsida; Cucurbitales; Cucurbitaceae
Product: protein MARD1-like
Exons: 3
Coding region: 296-1081 (261 amino acids)
Source: RefSeq, a predicted model, not a curated record
UUCUUCCAUCAUCUCCUCUGUUUUCUUCCACCCCUUCUUCUUCUUCUUCUUCUUCUUCUUCUUCUUCUGGUUUUUUAAUUUUUAUGAAAACUUUCAUAACAAAAAUGGAAACUAAAACACGAAGCCGGAGGGGGGAUUGAUUAACUAAACUCUUCUCUGUUCAUCCAGUUUCUUAAAUGGAAGCCACCGAAAUUUUAGUUCCGGUGAAUAAAUCCCAACCCACGGCGGUGUCCGAUCAUCUUGUUCCGGGGGCUACUCAUUGAUACUGGGGAGUUAGAUCUAGAAGUAGAAUUUGAUGGCCGGCGGCGGUGGCGGUGGCGGUGGCGGUUGUUUGUCUUCUCCGACGAGUAGUAAUAGGAAAUUGACUUCGUCUUUCUUUGGUUCUCCGAGGUUGUUUGAAACAGAGGCUAUAAUGAGUCCAACGUCAAUUCUCGAGCCAUUUUUGGGUCUGAGGAAUUCGUUUUGGUCGGAAUCAAGUUCGCCCAGAACGCCGAUUACGGAGUCCAAACGGCCGUGGGAUUCAAAAGGGAUCGGUCUCGCCAUUGUUGAUGCUCUAACAGAAGAGAAUUCUAAUCCGAAACCAACAAAACCCGAAACCCGUUUGGUUCUGUUGGGAUCUCAGUUGAAGAUUCAAAUCCCUCCUCUACCGCCGUUCGUUUCUCCGGCUGACGAGGAAUUCGGGAUCAAGACGAGGAAUUCCCAUCUGGGUUCCUCAUCCCCUGUUUCAUCUCUGUCGCCGCCGAAGAAAUCGGCGUUCGGAUCCUCGAGCUCGAACUCCGGCCAGGAGACUCCGAAUUCCCCUCUGGUUUUCACCGGCUGUCUCUCCGCCGAUGAAAUCGAACAAUCAGAGGAUUACACCUGCGUGAUCUCUCACGGCCCAAAUCCUCGAACCACUCAUAUCUUCGGCGAUUGCGUAAUCGAAAGCGGCUCCGGCGUAUACUCACCGGCGAGGAAAGAAAAUGGAACAAGCUUUUCCCCAGAAAAUUUCCUCAGUUUCUGCGACAAUUGCAAGAAGAAUCUAGAACAGGGGAAAGAGGCGAGAAGGCAUUUUGCAGCCAUGAAUGUCGAUUCCAAGAGAUGAUGCUAGAGGAAGAAGACGACUGAAAUGAAGAAAGCGCCAUGGAAAUGGAAAUUAUUGGAACGAUUCCCAUGUCUUUGUGCUCUGUUUUGUAGAGUUGGAAUUUUGUUGUAUGUUUGUUUAAUUACAGGAUUUUUUUUUUUUUUUUUUGCCCUUUUAAUAUUUCAUUGUCGUAAUAAUGAAAGCUAUUAUAUUAUGUGAUUAA